UAAAACCCCCCUCCAGAUCUCCCUCACCACGCCCAAAACCCUCGUCGAGCUUACUUAUUCAUCGAGAGCCAAAGAAAUGGCCGCCUCGUCAGCCUCCUUCGCCAACACCGUGCGAAAGCCGCUCCCCGUGUCAAAUCUUUCAUCCAAACUCCCUAUUCCCUCUGCUUUUACUACUGUCUCCUUCCGCACCAACCGCCGUCCGAGCCACGUCGUUUUCAUUUCUGCCUCUCUUGAUGGCAAGCCCACCGUUCUCGUCGCCGAGAAGCUCGGUGAAGCUGGGCUAGCUCUUCUCAAGGAGUUUGCGAAUGUGGAUUGUUCCUACAACCUCUCCCCUGAGGAGCUCAACACCAAGAUCUCGCUGUGCGAUGCUCUGAUCGUGCGGAGUGGCACGAAGGUGAAUCGUGAGGUGUUCGAAUCGUCUGGAGGGAGGUUGAAGGUGGUUGGUAGGGCCGGUGUGGGCAUUGACAAUGUGGAUCUGGCCGCAGCGACGGAGCAUGGAUGCUUGGUUGUGAAUGCGCCCACGGCCAACACUGUUGCUGCCGCGGAGCAUGGGAUCGCGCUCUUGGCUUCCAUGGCGAGAAACAUUGCUCAGUCUGAUGCAUCCGUAAAGGCUGGAAAAUGGCAAAGGAACAAAUACGUUGGUGUUUCCCUUGUUGGCAAAACGCUUGCUGUGAUGGGUUUUGGGAAGGUUGGAACAGAGGUUGCCCGACGUGCGAAGGGGCUUGGUAUGCAUGUAAUUGCACAUGAUCCUUAUGCUCCAGCAGACCGAGCUCGUGCAGUAGGUGUAGAACUUGUGGGCUUCGAUGAAGCUUUAGCAACUGCAGAUUUUAUCUCUCUGCAUAUGCCCCUUACUCCUGCUACAUCUAAAAUUCUCAAUGAUGAAACUUUUGCAAAGAUGAAGAAAGGUGUUCGAAUUGUCAAUGUGGCUCGUGGAGGAGUGAUUGAUGAAGAAGCUCUUGUGCGGGCAUUGGAUGCUGGAAUUGUUGCUCAGGCAGCACUUGAUGUUUUCAUGGUGGAGCCUCCACCACAAGACAGCAAGUUGGUACAGCAUGAAAGAGUGACUGUAACUCCACAUCUUGGUGCUAGUACUAUGGAAGCUCAGGAAGGAGUGGCUAUUGAAAUAGCCGAAGCUGUUGUUGGAGCAUUGAAAGGGGAGCUUGCUUCUACUGCGGUCAAUGCACCGAUGGUACCUGCUGAGGUUCUGUCAGAGCUGAAGCCAUUUGUUAUACUUGCGGAGAAGCUUGGGAAACUGGCUGUGCAAUUAGUGGCAGGUGGAAGUGGUGUGAAAACUGUGAAAGUUACUUAUGCUUCUUCUAGAGGCCCUGAUGACCUCGACACAAGGGUUCUACGUGCCAUGAUUACUAAGGGUUUAGUUGAGCCCAUAUCCGAUGUCUUUGUGAAUCUGGUGAAUGCUGAUUUCACUGCCAAACAGAGGGGACUUAGAAUAGCUGAAGAACGAGUCAUACUAGAUGGCUCACCUGAGAAUCCUCUCGAGUUCAUCCAGGUUCAGAUUGCCAAUGUGGAAUCAAAAUUUGCGAGUGCCAUUUCAGAGUCUGGGGACGUCACUGUGGAGGGACGAGUGAAGGAUGGAGUACCCCAUUUGACCAAAGUUGGAUCUUUUGAGGUGGAUGUGAGUUUGGAAGGCAGUAUUAUACUCUGCAGACAGGUUGAUCAGCCAGGAAUGAUUGGCACGGUUGGAAGCAUUCUUGGGUCGGAGAAUGUGAAUGUCAGCUUCAUGAGCGUUGGAAGAAUUGCUCCAAGGAAGCAUGCUGUGAUGGCAAUUGGGGUAGACGACCAACCUAGCAACGCAACUUUGAAGAAGAUUGGAGAUGUCCCCGCAAUCGAAGAGUUUGUUUUCCUAAAAUUGUAGGGCAGCAUUUCCCUUGUUUCAUAUAUUAUUUCUUCUUGUUUUCCUUUGCUAGGUAUCAUAUUACCAAGUAGAAGCGUACAAUUUUGUUUUCUCAUUUGGAUUUUUGUCUUUGAGCGCCAAAGAAUAAUCCAGCUUAGCAUUUGAGUGUUUUAUUUUAUCUUCGUCUCUAUACCUUCCCUUUUAGCU
Messenger RNA from Tripterygium wilfordii, 2056 nucleotides. Its product is annotated as D-3-phosphoglycerate dehydrogenase 1, chloroplastic-like. Bases 77 to 1870 code for a protein of 597 amino acids. Gene Ontology annotation, cellular component: chloroplast stroma. Gene Ontology annotation, molecular function: phosphoglycerate dehydrogenase activity; NAD binding. The record is from RefSeq and is a predicted model, not a curated record. Lineage: Eukaryota; Viridiplantae; Streptophyta; Magnoliopsida; Celastrales; Celastraceae. The transcript has 4 exons. Gene Ontology annotation, biological process: L-serine biosynthetic process.